This is a messenger RNA of Macroventuria anomochaeta, 1388 nucleotides long. RefSeq lists its product as uncharacterized. Bases 30 to 1316 code for a protein of 428 amino acids. The record is from RefSeq and is a predicted model, not a curated record. The transcript is spliced from 4 exons. Lineage: Eukaryota; Fungi; Ascomycota; Dothideomycetes; Pleosporales; Didymellaceae. Gene Ontology annotation, biological process: attachment of spindle microtubules to kinetochore. Gene Ontology annotation, cellular component: DASH complex; mitotic spindle; mitotic spindle pole body.
CACACGCACACCUUAUAGCAGCGGACAAGAUGUCUCGCCAAAGCAUGGCUCCGAAUCGCAACCUGUCUCUUACAGAGGAAUUGGAGAAGCUGGAGCAGUCCAUCACCCUCACGCUCCAAGAAAUCGACCACAACUUCAGCCGCGCGCAUCGCAUCGUUACCACAGGGAUCCUUCCAAUUGUCGAGCAGUAUGGAAAGCACUCUGAGGCGGUCUGGGAAGGUGCAAAGUUCUGGAAGCAGUUCUUCGAAGCCAGCGCAAACGUUUCGCUCUCCGGAUACGAAGCCCCACAGGACGACUCGAUCGCGCAGGACGACACACAACAAGAGGAAACAUACGAGGAUGAAGAGACUGUGAUUGGAGGCGCAAUUAGAGGAGGAGCUACCACGCCUCAGAGGCCAGCCUCGUCCCAUGGCGAAGUGGAGGACACAAUGACUCUCGACUCGCCGUCGAUGGGCCACAGCACGCCUGGAAUGCCGCAAUCGCUCAGGAAGGGCAAGCAUGGCGAGGGCGAUGAGUUGGACGCCGAGGACGCCGAGGAGGACGCCGAGGAGGACGCCGAGGAGGACGCCGAGGAGGAGGAGGCACCACAAUUCGCCGGACUCUCGUCGCCAUAUGAAACGCUGAGGCAGGAGCUCGAAGGCGGACCGCCAGGUUCUCGUGCACCGAAGUUCGAUCCUGUGACCCCUGGAAAGUCGCAAGCUCUUCCAGACAUGAUGGGCUUCGACUCCUCACCUUUCGUCCAGCCCACAACCUCGAAGAAGCCGCACUUCAACCAGGACCCACUCAUGCACCGUGUCCUGGACAAGACGUUCCGUGUGCAGGCUACACCUCUCAUUAGCCCGAGGAAGUACAAGCCGACUGGUGCUUUCACUCCGGGCACUGCGCAUCGUGCGGCGCCCACCCCCCGAGGAGCUGCAGCCAAUCCAAGGCUGCCCAAAUGGGACGACUCUUCCCCUCCCUCCUCGCCGGCACCUCAGCUGCGUGCAGAUAUCUUCUCGCCGAUGAAGACGCCUCGUACGCCUGGUGUGAGCGUACAAACGCCUGCCAAGGGCAAAACGCCUACGAGCAUGGGGAAAGACCAGGACUAUGUCGACUACAGCGAUGAUGAUGAGCUCGACAUCAGUCCACCAAAGACAAUUCAGUUCCACAUCCCACAGACGAAACUGUUGCAGACACCUGCUCGAGAAGCCAGCAGGCGCAUCGUUGAUGACCUGCUGAUGACUGCCGGAGGUGAUUUUACUGACACGACAAGUGGGAUGGAGGAUGAUAGUCCAAGUGUUGUCAGACGUCAAGUUGAUCUGGACGAUAGCUUUUGAGUGAGGAAAGCGUUGCGCAGGCUGCUCCUUCUGUUGUUUAGACCCACGAUACCCAGAAUGUCAGAAUUUUGU